Messenger RNA from Symbiodinium necroappetens, 630 nucleotides. The record is from the annotation of a GenBank genome assembly. NCBI's taxonomy places the organism in Eukaryota, Dinophyceae, Suessiales, Symbiodiniaceae.
AUGAAUCUAAAUGAGCGUUUUCGAGGGUAUCUGCCGGUUGUGGUGGAUCUGGAGACAGGUGGCUUCGACAACGCGGUCAACCCGCUGUUGGAGCUCGCCUGCACAUUCCUGAACUGGGAAUCCGACACAUUGUCUGUCGCCAGCCAGACGCGCUGGCAUGUUGAACCCUUUGCCGGCUCAGAAGUUAAUCCGGCAAGCUUACGCGUCACCGGUAUUAACCUGGAUGAUCCACACCGUCAGGCACUGGAUGAACGUGCUGCCAUCAAAGAAUUCUUCAAGCUGGUGCGCACGGCGAUGAAAACACACGGCUGCCAUCGGGCCAUCAUGGUUGCGCACAACGCUUCCUUCGAUCAGGGGUUUCUGAAAGCCGCGUGCGAACGCAAUAAUCUGAAGCGAAAUCCUUUUCACCCGUUCACCAGUCUGGACACGGCAAGUUUAGCUGCGGUGGCUUAUGGGCAUACGGUCUUAAGUGAAGCCUGCCAGCGCGCGGGCCUCAGCUUCGAUCAAAGCCUGGCCCACGACGCCGCCUAUGAUGCUGAGCGCACCGCGCAGUUAUUCUGUCAAAUGGUCAAUGGCUGGCCUUUCGACCCCGUGGUGAUGAACGGUCAGCCAACCUCUCCAGCCAAUUGA